Aspergillus fijiensis CBS 313.89 is the source of this 905-nucleotide messenger RNA. It is a transcript of the gene srgA, whose product is annotated as Rab family GTPase srgA. Gene Ontology annotation, cellular component: endosome; plasma membrane. Lineage: Eukaryota; Fungi; Ascomycota; Eurotiomycetes; Eurotiales; Aspergillaceae. Gene Ontology annotation, biological process: regulation of exocytosis; protein localization to plasma membrane; protein secretion. Gene Ontology annotation, molecular function: GTP binding; GTPase activity. The transcript has 4 exons. The coding region runs from base 162 to 782 and encodes 206 amino acids. The record is from RefSeq and is a predicted model, not a curated record.
CAGGUGAAACGGAAACCGAGAAGGCAGGGUUGAGCGGCGAACCACGGAGUAGAAAGCAACACCUGCUUCGGACCAGUCUCAAUUCUAAGCACAAACUCCUCACCGAAGCUAUUUCUUGAAGCUUGACCUUGCUGGACCUCUGUAGUUAGGGCCAGUGCAUAAUGGCCGGUACAAGGAAUUACGACUUUUUGAUCAAACUGUUGUUGAUUGGUGACUCGGGUGUCGGUAAAUCUUGCUGUCUGCUGCGAUUCAGCGAGGACUCAUUCACUCCGUCGUUCAUUACCACUAUUGGCAUUGAUUUUAAGAUCCGCACUAUCGAACUCGAUGGCAAGCGCGUGAAGCUCCAAAUAUGGGAUACGGCUGGGCAAGAGCGAUUCAGAACGAUUACAACAGCUUACUAUAGAGGAGCAAUGGGGAUUCUCCUGGUUUAUGAUGUCACUGAUGAACGGUCGUUCCAAAAUAUCCGCACAUGGUUUUCCAAUGUGGAGCAGCAUGCAAGUGAAGGUGUUCACAAGAUACUCAUUGGCAACAAGUGUGAUUGGGAAGAGAAGCGAGCAGUAUCGACCGAGCAAGGCCAGCAGCUAGCUAACGAGCUGGGUAUUCCAUUUCUAGAAGUCUCGGCCAAGAACAACAUCAACAUUGAAAAAGCUUUCUAUGAUCUUGCUUCAGAUAUCAAGAAAGGAAUGGAUUCAUCAAAGUCUGAGCAGGUCAGCUCUCAGGGCGUUAGUAUAGACCAGCAAGGCUCUGGCUUGAACGGCAACACAAGCGGAAAGUGUUGCUAAUUCAAAUUCUCCAACUCUGAAAGCUUCAAGUUCUCUCCCUCUUGUUCCUCUGUGGCCCUACACCUUGCCCCACAUGUGGCCGAGCACGUGUCAUGGAUGGUAUAUACCAAAGCUCUCAUACUC